Messenger RNA from Dujonia railenensis, 1896 nucleotides. NCBI's taxonomy places the organism in Eukaryota, Fungi, Ascomycota, Pichiomycetes, Serinales, Debaryomycetaceae. The record is from the annotation of a GenBank genome assembly.
AUGAAACCGCUAAGCAUAAUUGCUGCCUUAAGCAUAUUCGUAAUAGGAGGGCAUAUUAUCCGAUACGUGACUAACACCGCUGCUGGAAUUAGCGCCUUGGAUGCGGAUAAGUUCCUAGAUUGUGGUAUCAAGGAGUACUCAUUCAAAUCGUUCUUGAAGAAUGUAGAAGGUAGCCAUGAUCCAAGGGUCAUGCCUAGUAUUUGGCUCGAGGCUCUUGCCCAGGAGUUGUUUCACAAUGAUGAGCUCUUUGAUUCAGAAUUUGGAUUGCCAUUCCGCUGGCUGUCAUGGUUAGAUCUUGAUCGAGCUGAGAACUGGAAAUGUAGAUACCUUCAGGGAGCUGACGCAGAUUGCUGCAACCAAGUAGAUGGAAUCGUGAGUCCAAUAGAUAGAAGCUUUUCAGAAAUAACUAGAAAUAUCAUUGGAGCAAGCUAUUUGGCGCAUCAGGGAUCCGUACCUGAGAGGGUACUAUUCUUAAGCGGCGAUGGUAAUGACCUGUUGGCAGGAAUCAUUGUUCCGACAUGCCCAAGUGGUAUCCUAGAUAGAAAUUUGCUAUUGAACAAAUACAACUUGGAACAUCUUGACUAUCUAAUAUUGAAUGAGAAAGCUAAGAAAGUGAAUGAACUAAUCAGAGAGAUAACUACGCUGAUCUCAUUCAUUGACGAUAAUCUUAUGAAGAGAGAUAAGAUUAGAAUUAAGACAGCACCAGACUUUCUCCUCAAAGAUAAUUUAGUUUCACUUGCUAAAUCGGAGUUUAUUUUCGACGUCAAUUUACAUAUUGAAGAUUCCAGCAAAUCACUAGCGCAGUCACUUUCGACAUCUUCGAUUAAUGAUUUCGACUCCGAUGUACUCUCAAUGUUCACAGGAGAGUCAAUUAAUGGUGACAACGCGAAGUACUUCCACGAAGCGAAUCUUAUAAACUCAGGUAAGGGUUCACACUUCGAUUGGCGAUUUUUCCGUACCACCAAGAUGUCGACCUAUGAGCGGCAAGUGAUCCUACAUAGAAUGGCGAGGGUAUGGUUUAAAUUCGCUAAGCUAUCUGGAGUCAAGUCGUGGUUGGGUCAUGGGACUCUACUUGGAUGGUACUGGAAUGGAUUCAGCUUUCCGUGGGAUGAUGAUAUGGAUGUUCAAAUAUCCAUCGAGGGUUUGUACAAGUUGAGUAGGAAUUAUAAUCAAACUUUUAUUGUAGACAUUACGGAUGGAGAAGGGAAGUUCAACAUUGGCAUGGGUCAGUACUUCCUAGAUAUUGGGUCUCAUAUAUUCGAAAGGGAUAAACAAAAGGGGAAUAAUGUCAUUGAUGCCAGGUUGAUAGACGUCAGAAGUGGUCUUUACAUAGAUAUCACUGCAUUAUCUUUCACCCAGUCUGCAAAAGCGCUAAUAUUGCAAGACAAGAACAGUGAAGAAGAGUUUAAAAAGGUUCUAAUGAAUUAUGCUGAGAACGAUUUAAGCAAACAGAUGUCUUAUGAACAAUUCUGUGAAACUAGAGCACUACUUUGGAACAGUCAAGCUUUAUUCAACUGUAAAAAUAAUCAUUUUUAUACCAUGGAAGAAGUGGGCACUUUGAUCAUGACGACCUUUGAAGGAAUUCAAUGUUUUGUACCUAUAGGAUUUGAGAAAAUUCUAGAGAGAGAGUAUGGCGAAGGCUUUAGGCAGCCGUGGUAUGGGGGAUGGCGAUUUAGAGACUCAAUUUGGGAGAAAGCUGGCAGGAGGAAGGGAAGCAAGGAAACCCAUUCUGAACUCAAGCAAACCAAUUCUAUGACUGAAAUUCACGAACAGGAAAUGAAAUACUUGAACCAAACUGAUAACCUCCCAAUAUUUAGGCAUGUAGUUGAGGAAAUUGGCUCGUUCAGAAUUGAUCCGUGGAUUAUCAAACAGAGCCUACAGGCGGAGAGCUAUUAG